Carcharodon carcharias (great white shark) is the source of this 5635-nucleotide messenger RNA. It is a transcript of the gene myo6a, whose product is annotated as myosin VIa. Gene Ontology annotation, cellular component: actin cytoskeleton; cytoplasm; endocytic vesicle. NCBI's taxonomy places the organism in Eukaryota, Metazoa, Chordata, Chondrichthyes, Lamniformes, Lamnidae. The transcript has 35 exons. Gene Ontology annotation, biological process: endocytosis; inner ear auditory receptor cell differentiation; vesicle transport along actin filament. Gene Ontology annotation, molecular function: actin filament binding; ATP binding; microfilament motor activity. Bases 178 to 4044 code for a protein of 1288 amino acids. The record is from RefSeq and is a predicted model, not a curated record.
CCGUGACGUCACGCCGUCCCAGGGCUGCACACUCCGGAUCGCGAGCGGCCGUAGCACCGACACCCGGAGCAGGACCGGUAGCGGCAGGAACACCGGCACUCGGAGCAGGACCGGGAGCGGUUCCGAGGAACGGCGGCACUGGUUGAUGGGAAUUGCGGUUGGUUUUGAAAAGCGACCAUGGAGGACGGAAAACCUGUGUGGGCUCCACACCCACUGGAUGGGUUCCAGUUGGGUUCCAUCAUUGAUAUUGCUGUUGAUUCACUAACAAUUGAACCUUUGAAUCAAAAGAACAAGACUUUUCUUGCACCUGUCAACCAAGUCUUUCCUGCAGAAGAAGAUAAUAAAAAGGAUGUAGAAGAUAACUGUGGCCUUAUGUAUUUAAAUGAAGCUACUCUCCUGAACAAUAUCCGAGUUCGCUAUAGCAAAGACAAAAUAUAUACUUAUGUAGCUAACAUCCUUAUAGCAGUGAACCCAUACUUCGACAUACCUAAAUUGUACUCAUCAGAGUCCAUUCAAAAGUACAAAGGGAAGUCCUUGGGCACUCUGUCACCACAUGUCUAUGCUAUUGCUGAUAAAGCCUACCGUGAUAUGAAGGUGCAUAAAUUAAGCCAGUCCAUCAUUGUAUCAGGGGAAUCUGGCGCUGGUAAAACAGAAAAUACCAAGUUUGUUCUUCGGUACUUAACUGAAUCAUAUGGAACCGGUCAAGACAUUGAUGAAAGGAUUGUAGAAGCUAACCCCUUACUUGAGGCCUUUGGAAAUGCCAAAACUGUACGAAAUAACAAUAGUAGUCGAUUUGGAAAAUUUGUAGAGAUCCAUUUCAAUGACAAGAAUGCUGUCGUUGGAGGUUUUGUAUCUCAUUACCUGUUGGAAAAAUCACGAAUCUGUACACAGAGCACAGAAGAAAGAAAUUACCAUAUCUUUUAUAGGCUGUGCGCAGGUGCUCCUGAAGAGAUUAGGCAAAAGUUUCACUUGACCUCCCCUGAUAAUUUCCGGUAUCUGAGCCGAGGAUGUACCAAGUACUUUGCCAACAAGGAAUCAGACAAGCGGAUUCUACAGAAUCGCAAGAGCCCAGAGUGUCUUAAAGAAGGUUGUCUGAAGGAUCCAUUGCUUGAUGACCAUGGUGAUUUUAACCGUAUGUGUGUCGCUAUGAAGAAAAUAGGGCUGGAUGAUGCAGAGAAGCUUGAUCUGUUCCGUGUAGUUGCAGGUGUUCUACACCUUGGAAAUGUUGACUUUGAAGAAGCUGGAAGCACCUCAGGUGGAUGUGUCCUGAAAAAUAAAUCAAGUCAGUCACUGGACCACUGUGCUGAACUGCUGGGGCUGGAUGGGGAUGAUUUGCGUGUUAGUUUGACCACUAGAGUAAUGCUGACCACUGCUGGAGGUGUCAAAGGCACAGUUAUCAAGGUACCCUUAAAGGUGGAGCAGGCAAACAACGCACGGGAAGCUUUGGCCAAGGCAGUUUAUAGCCACCUAUUUGACCAUGUUGUGAAGCGGGUCAAUCAAUGUUUCCCCUUUGAGAGUUCCAGUUUUUUCAUUGGGGUUCUGGACAUUGCUGGGUUUGAAUAUUUUGAGCACAAUAGCUUUGAACAAUUCUGCAUUAACUACUGCAAUGAGAAGCUUCAACAAUUUUUCAAUGAGAGGAUCUUGAAAGAGGAACAAGAAUUAUAUCAGAAAGAAGGGCUUGGUGUGAAUGAAGUGCACUAUGUGGAUAAUCAAGAUUGCAUAGAUUUAAUUGAAACUAAAUUGGUGGGAAUCCUGGAUAUCCUGGAUGAAGAAAACCGUUUGCCUCAAGCCAGCGAUCAACAUUUCACUGCCGUGAUACAUCAGAAGCAUAAAGAUCACUUCCGACUCACAAUUCCUAGAAAGUCCAAGCUGACGGUUCACAGGAACGUCCGUGAUGACGAAGGGUUUAUCAUCAGGCACUUUGCUGGAGCAGUUUGCUAUGAAACAGCUAAGUUUGUGGAAAAGAAUAAUGAUGCCUUACACAUGUCCUUGGAAUCGCUGGUAUCAGAAUCGAAGGACCCAUUUGUCCGGAAACUCUUUGAAGGAACCAACAACAAUAAGGACACAAAACAAAAAGCAGGAAAACUGAGCUUCAUUAGCGUUGGGAAUAAAUUCAAGACUCAAUUGAAUCUGUUGCUUGACAAAUUACGCAGCACAGGAUCCAGCUUUAUUCGAUGCAUCAAACCUAAUCUCAAAAUGACAAGUCAUCAGUUUGAAGGGGCACAAAUUUUGUCACAGCUUCAGUGUUCAGGUAUGGUGUCUGUGCUAGACCUCAUGCAGGGUGGAUUUCCAUCACGUGCUCCAUUCCAUGAACUUUACAACAUGUACCAGAAGUACAUGCCUCCAAAACUCUGCAGGUUGGACCCUAGGCUCUUCUGCAAGGCAUUGUUCAAAGCCUUGGGUCUCAAUGAGAAUGAUUACAAGUUUGGUCUUACCAAAGUCUUUUUCAGACCUGGCAAGUUUGCAGAGUUUGAUCAGAUCAUGAAGUCUGACCCAGAACAUCUGUCGGUGUUGAUGCAACGUGUGAAUCACUGGCUCAUUUGCAGUCGAUGGAAGAAGGUUCAGUGGUGUGCACUGUCUGUCAUUAAAUUGAAGAACAAGAUGAAGUACCGAGCUGCUGCUUGCAUUAAGAUGCAGAAAACUGUCCGCAUGUGGUUAUGCAAGAAGAAACACAAACCACGCAUUGACGGUUUGGUGAAGGUGAACUCACUCAAGGAGCGAGUGAAUAGAAUGACUGAGGUAGUGAAGGCCCUGAGGGAGGGAAAAGCUGAGAUGAGUAAACAAGUCCAGGAUCUGGAUUCAUCAAUUAACGCUCUUGUGACCAAAAUUAAGAACAUAAUCAUGACCAGAGGUCAGAUUGAUAAGGAAUAUGUUGCUCUGGUGAAACGAUCAGAACAGCUUCUCAACACACUCCAGAAGAAGAAGCAAGAAGAAGAGGAAGCUGAGCGUCUGCGAGUCAUCCAACAGGAAAUGGAACGAGAACAGAAACGGCGAGAGGAGGAGGAGCAGAAACGCAAGCAAGAGGAGGAAGAACGCCGGCUGAAAGCUGAUAUGGAGUUGAAGAGGAAACUGGAGGAGGAGGAGAGGAAGAAAGGGGAGGAAGAAAAGCUUCGUUUGCAGGCUGCAAUGGAGGCUCAGCUCGCUUUAGAGCGUGAGGAGGAAACUCGUAAGCAGGCAUUGCUGGAGCAAGAGCGACGUGACCGGGAGCUUGCCAUGAGGAUCGCACGAAGUGAGUCUGAACUCAUCUAUGAUGAAUCACCUAUGGACGCAGGAAUUAAAAGUGUUGAAGUUAAACACAUCCACCCAGUUGCAGUUGCUGCUAAAUCUGGUGGACCAGAAUCCAAAAUGACAAUGGAAGAAAUGGCCAAGGAAAUGUCGGAUUAUCUGGCUAGAAGUCCUGAAGUCCAGGCUACCAAGGCUGCUGCUGGCACAAAGAAAUAUGAUCUCGGCAAAUGGAAAUAUGCUGAACUGCGAGAUGUCAUCAACACCUCCUGUGAUAUUGAACUGUUGGCAGCCUGCAGGGAGGAGUUCCAUCGGCGACUGAAGGUUUACCAUGCCUGGAAGUCCAGGAACAAAAAGCGCAACGCCGAAGCAGAACAACGUGCUCCAAAAUCAAUCACUGAUUAUGCUCAGCAGAAUGCCCCACAACUGCAAGCCAGGCAGCAGGAGAUUGCUCAGAAUCGGACGCAGCGCUAUUUUCGCAUCCCAUUCAUCCGCCCGGCUGACCAGUACAAGGAGCCCCAGAACAAGAAAAAAGGCUGGUGGUAUGCCCAUUUUGAUGGACCGUGGAUUGCACGUCAAAUGGAACUACACCCAGACAAAGCUCCCAUACUACUGGUAGCUGGUAAGGAUGACAUGGAGAUGUGUGAGCUGAGCCUGGAUGAAACAGGGCUCACUCGGAAGCGUGGAGCUGAGAUCCUACCACGGCAAUUUGAAGAGGUGUGGGAGCGCUGUGGUGGAGUCACAUAUCUGCGUAAUGCAAUCGAGAGCAAGCAAGCCAGGCCCACCUAUGCCACAGCAAUGCUGCAGAACCUUUUGCAUUAGAAUGUGUUACAGUUUCUGUCCUUAUUAGAGAGAGCUUUAUAGAAAAAAAGACUUGUGAAUGGAUCGAAGGGAAAAAUGCUUUUCCUUGGCGAAUAUAAAUCUCAGAGCUUGAAAUAAAUGUUUUUUAACUUCCAGAACUCAUAAGCACUAUGCUAUGCAAUGGAAAUGACUAAAACCAAUCAAGUAAAAUUAGGAAUAAUAUUUAGUGACAGUAUCCCUAAUUCCUUAAAAUUGUGUGGUUAGCAAUCAAAACUGAACGAUAUCUAAAGUGAAUCAUUGUUUAGUCAAAGGUUUCUCGGUGAUAUUUACAAGACUAGGCAAAGAAUGAAGGUGGCUGAUUUGUAUGAUAGUUCUUUCAAAAUAAUAUCUGUUGGGAAGCAUUAUGAUAUCCUGGAGUAGUUUAAAAAUCUGCAAUUUUGAUUGAAUAGUGGGAUAUUAUUUAAUUAUUGCUUGGUGAGAGACCUUAAUGUGAACAGUUACUAUUCCCCAUAACCAACAUUUUAUAAACCCCAGAUCAGUAAGUUUAAUACUGAUAUAGCAUUUCACAGCUGGAUUAUAAAGUUUUACUUGAAGGUUGCAGCUUUCAGGAACUAUUAAAUAACCUGCGACCUUUUAUAGAUUCUUUAACUCUAGUGGGUCCUGAUAUUAGGUUCUUGCAGGAAAUUAUUUCAAGCCCUGCAAUUUCAAAUAAACAUAAUCAUGUUGUACCUAUUUGACAUGAAUGGAUUUUGUUAAUUGUAGAGCUUUGUUUUGUUAAUUUCUAAUUUUUGUGCUGUUACUUUUGUGUGGUGAAGUCUUUUUUGUGCACUCUGAUAACUGAAUACUUGGACCAUCUAUAAACACUGUUUUUGCAGUGAAAUGAUGUCUUAACAUUGGUUAUUUAACAUGUUGGGGUGUAUCUUCUCCAGCUUCUCAUGAAGGAAGCAUGGUCCUUGAGGAUUGAGCAGGGGCACAACUUUUUCUGAAUAUCUGCCAGUGCAUACUGAUCUCACUACACCCGCCCUGCCCCCCCGAUCAUUCUGGCUUACUUAAAACCAUACAUAGAAAUUCCUUCCUGAUGAGGUUAAUGGUGACAAGUUGGCUUUUUUUAAGGGGAUUAAGUAAAACCAACUUCCAGGUCUGAAAGAUAGAGCCUGUUGGCUCCUUGUGUACAAUGUUUAUUCUUUCAUAGCUGCUGAAUUUAAAAGAAAACACAGAAUCUGUGCAGAUGGGAUUUAUGUCAACUGGGCUAGAACAGGGGAGUGAAAAAAGGGUCAGCCUCAGAAAGCUGGCCAGUGUAACCCUGCACUGCAUGGCAGUUGUAGUUUUUGUGGGACCGUAUUAUCCCAGCCUAUGUUUGACAAAGUCUAACUCAAUAACUGACUAUGGUGUGGAAGUUGCUGUAAAGACUGGUUAUUUAUUUAUGAUUUCAAAUGUGCAAGUGAUUCUCUAAAACUGAUCUGCAAGUCCUGCCUGGAAAGAGUUGAUGUUUUCAUGAUACUUCCUGAAUCACUUGGACCAAGUCUCUUAAGAUUUACAGUUUUACCAUUUGAUUUUGAAUUAUCUGUUUUCAGCUGGUGAGAUGCAGAAAAUAAACACAUUCCAUAUCUAA